Exophiala xenobiotica is the source of this 1511-nucleotide messenger RNA. RefSeq names its product ketol-acid reductoisomerase, mitochondrial. Bases 81 to 1295 code for a protein of 404 amino acids. Gene Ontology annotation, cellular component: mitochondrion. The transcript is spliced from 5 exons. Gene Ontology annotation, molecular function: ketol-acid reductoisomerase activity. Gene Ontology annotation, biological process: L-valine biosynthetic process. Lineage: Eukaryota; Fungi; Ascomycota; Eurotiomycetes; Chaetothyriales; Herpotrichiellaceae. The record is from RefSeq and is a predicted model, not a curated record.
AAAAAUUCCCCAGGAUUUCUCUCGACUCGCACUUUGCAAAACCUCAGAAUCUCCUCUCCUCGCCUAAUUCAUUUGACAAAAUGGCCUCCAAGACCUUCGCCAGAACGCUGCGCACUGCUUCCAAGCAGAAAAUUACUGCUCCUUCCGUGCCAAAACGGUCAUUCGUCUCUGCUGUUGCGACCAGACCCGUGGUUGCAGCCCAUCAGCGAGCCUCGUUCGCAGCUCCAAGUCAGCAACAAACACGAGGUGUCAAGACUAUUGACUUUGCUGGCACAAAAGAGGAUGUCUACGAACGAGCCGACUGGCCUCGUGAGAAACUUCUUGACUACUUCAAGAAUGACACACUGGCACUCAUUGGCUACGGCUCACAAGGUCAUGGACAAGGUCUCAACCUCCGUGACAACGGUCUAAAUGUUAUUAUUGGUGUCCGCAAGAACGGAGCAUCAUGGAAAGAAGCCGAGCAAGACGGCUGGAUUCCAGGCAAAAACCUAUUCGAGGUUGACGAUGCUAUUUCUCGAGGCACAAUCAUUAUGAACUUACUCAGUGAUGCUGCUCAAAGCGAGACCUGGCCAGCCAUCAAGCCUCAAUUGACCAAGGGAAAGACCCUCUACUUCUCCCACGGUUUCUCGCCUGUCUUCAAGGACCUCACCAAGGUUGACGUCCCCAAGGACAUUGAUGUCAUCCUUGUCGCCCCCAAGGGUUCUGGCCGAACCGUCCGAUCUCUUUUCCGUGAAGGUCGUGGCAUCAACUCAUCCAUUGCCGUCUUCCAGGACGUUACCGGCAAAGCUAAAGAGAAGGCUAUCGCUCUAGGCGUUGCUGUCGGCAGCGGAUACCUCUACGAGACCACCUUCGAAAAAGAAGUUUACUCGGACCUGUACGGUGAGAGAGGCUGCUUGAUGGGUGGCAUCCACGGCAUGUUCCUUGCCCAGUACGAAGUCCUUCGCGAGCGUGGCCACUCCCCAUCCGAGGCGUUCAACGAGACCGUUGAGGAGGCUACCCAGUCCCUGUACCCGCUCAUUGGGGCCAACGGAAUGGAUUGGAUGUACUCCGCUUGCUCCACUACCGCUCGUCGCGGUGCUCUCGACUGGCAGGGCAAGUUCAAGGAUGCUCUCAAGCCUGUAUUCAAUGAUCUGUACGACAGUGUCAAGAACGGCACAGAGACCAAGCGCAGCUUGGAGUACAACAGCCAGAAGGACUACAGAGAGAAGUUUGAGAGCGAGAUGGAGGAGAUCCGCGGUUUGGAAAUCUGGCGUGCUGGAAAGGCUGUUCGCUCUCUGCGACCAGAGAACAACUAAUCGGUUGGCUGCAUAGUGGUGAUGUGAGAUAUCAAGGCGUUUGAAAAGUUGACUAUGUAUCAAAUGGUGGUCGUCGGUUGGUUAAAAGGAUGGAAUUUCUGCAGCAAUGCCAAUGAAUGCCAUUUCCUGGACCACCCAAUGGACCAUACUGUAUACUGUAGUAUAUUCCUUAUGCCUCGCCCACGGCUCCAUUUCCGUUAUUGCCGACUCCCGGAA